Molecule: messenger RNA, 1360 nt
Organism: Panicum hallii
Lineage: Eukaryota; Viridiplantae; Streptophyta; Magnoliopsida; Poales; Poaceae
Product: bisdemethoxycurcumin synthase-like
Exons: 2
Coding region: 34-1245 (403 amino acids)
Biological process (GO): polyketide biosynthetic process
Molecular function (GO): acyltransferase activity, transferring groups other than amino-acyl groups
Source: RefSeq, a predicted model, not a curated record
GAGCUCUGCGGCUCUUCGCCAAACCAAGCACCAAUGGGCGCAGCCGCCCAGCCGGCCACCGUCCUCAAUGAGCUCCGCCGGGCGCAGCGUGCCGAUGGCCCCGCCGCCGUUCUGGCCAUCGGCACGGCAGUUCCGGCGAACUGCGUGCGCCAGGACGACUUCACCGACUGGUACUUCCGUGUCACCAAGAGCGACCACUUGACCGAGCUCAAGGCCAAGAUGAAGAGAAUGUGUGACAAGUCAGGCAUCAAGAAGCGCUAUUUCCACCACACUGAGGAGAUGAUCGGCGGACACCCGGAGCUCCUGGACCGCGCGGCGCCAUCGCUCGGCGCGCGGCUGCGCAUCUCCGCGGACGCCGUGCCCGAGCUCACCGCCGCCGCGGCGGAAAGGGCAAUCGCGGAGUGGGGCCGGCAGGCGGCCGACAUCACGCACCUUGUCGUCACCACCAACUCCGGCGGCAACGAGCCGGGCGCCGACCUCCGCCUGGCACGUCUCCUGGGCCUCCGCCCGACCCUGCGCCGAACCCUGCUGUACCUCCACGGGUGCUCGGCGAGCUUCAUCGCGAUUCGACUCGCCAAGGACAUCGCCGAAAACAACCGCGGCGCGCGCGUGCUCGUGGCCUGCGCCCACUCCACUAUCCUCCCCUUCGGUGCCCCCGACGAGGCCCAGCUCGACGCUCUUGUCGCCAUGGCCAUCUUCGGCGACGGCGCCGGUGCAGCCAUCGUCGGCGCCGACCCGACAAACCCAGUCGAACGCCCAAUCUUCCACAUCGCGUCGUCCUCGCAGGCGACGUUGCCGGGGACGGAGCACGCCGUGGCGAUCAACCUCGGCGAGGGUGGUGUCCGGUACCGCAUGUCCGCUGAGGUGCCGGAGCUUGUUCGCAGCAACAUAGAGCGGUGCCUGGUGGACUCCCUGGCGCCGCUCGGCCAGGCGGCCGCGAGUGGCUGCGGCUGGAACGGCCCUUUCUGGGCGGUGCACCCUGGCAGCCGCCCGCUGUUGGACAGCUACGAGGCCGCCCUGGGUCUGGAGACCGGGAAGCUCGCGGCCAGCCGGCGCGUGCUGAGCGAGUACGGCAACAUGUUGGCCGCGACGAUCAUCUUUGUCCUCCACGAGAUGCGGCGGCGCGGCCAAGAUGGCGAGAAGGAAGGGGAGGAGUCGCAAUGGGGGAUCAUGUCAACGCUCGGUCCAGGGCUCACAAUCGAGACAAUAGUUUUGCAAGCCUCCGGCGACCGGAACGACGGCUAGCUUAUCUCAGCAUCAGUGAAGGAUGUGUAAUUCAGAAAAAUUAGGCACAAUAAGCGUAUGGUAGAAAUUACCUUUCAGUGAACAAACAAUAAACCAUAUUCCCAUGGGCAUCUAA